Molecule: messenger RNA, 702 nt
Organism: Paracoccidioides brasiliensis Pb18
Exons: 2
Coding region: 1-702 (233 amino acids)
Source: RefSeq, a predicted model, not a curated record
AUGGCGAGUUUCGACGUGUGGAGCCCCGUCAUUUCCUUCCUCGCUAUGAUCCAGUAUAUAAACGCGUUGGUGGGCGCCCGGGGGGAGAUGCGAUCAGUUGACGGCAUUAUAAAUUGCACCUACGACGUCUUUCUUACCGUCAAAGAUGAUUUUGAAAAGCUCCAGGACUAUCUACCCAGUUCACGCAAACGAUACUCCGAGCGCCAGAUCAACCGCACCGAGAGAGAAUUGAAAAAGGCGCGAGAUAUACUGGAUAUUGAAGAAGACCAAAACAUGGGGAAACGACGGAUCAACGAUGUCUAUUGGGUCCUGAAACGGAAGGCCGAUCUACAGAUUUGUUUGACUGCUCUUCAUCAAUGUCAUAGCACGCUGUUGGAAAUACGGUUGGAGUUGGCUAUCUUGGAAAACAAACUGCCAUGGGUCACAGAUCGUUUUACCCUGGAGCCAAGAACGUUGUCAUAUCCACGUUUAGGAUCAUCUGGAGACAUGAAUAAUGUGCAGGGGAGACUAAAGUGGGCUCAAGGAGACUACUCAAAUGGUAGUAUCCUGACUCUGCCAACCUCGAUGCGUCAACGAAAUCUCCUCGCAAGCCCACCGUUAUCCUCCCGCAGCGGUUCCUCAACGAUCUCCCCGCGAUACUCAGCUGUAGAAGAGAUGAGCUUGUGGCUUCUACAGAAGCGCCGCGACGAUGUGUUUGUAUAA